CCCAAAACUCUGCAGAGGCUGAGAAGAAAGAGCCUUGAGAAACAGAACCAAAUCCUUUCCUUAACUUUCACGCCUCCAUUACACCUCUCUGUCUCUCUACCUCUCACUUCUCAUAAAAACUCUGUUCUCUCUCUCUAUCUAUCUCUCUCUCUCUCUCUCUCUCUCUCUAUAUAUAUAUAUAUACACGCCUCCUAUGCAUCUAAAAGUCACAUAACACUUUCUGAUUCACUCCUCAUUGAUUCUAAUCCAAAACCAUGUUUUUUUAGACUCAUACUAUAUGCAUCACAUACUAUCUAAGUAAAACGGAGUAAGGAAAACAGAGUAAAACAGGGUGAAAAACAGAGGUUUUUCAUUUUCUUAUUAUUUUCUUUUAUUUUCUUGGGGUUUCCACUACAUGGGUUCUUGUAAAGAAGGAGAAGAAAAUCAACCAAAGUGCUUGUGGGUUCAAGGGCCUAUCAUUGUAGGUGCAGGACCAUCUGGUCUAGCAGUCUCAGCUUGUCUCAAAGACAAUGGCGUGCCCUCUGUGAUUCUUGAGAGGAGUGACUGUAUAGCCUCUCUGUGGCAACAAAAAACCUAUGAUCGUCUCAAACUCCACCUUCCCAAACAGUUCUGUGAACUCCCAUUGUUUGGUUUCCCAGAAAAUUUUCCAAAGUACCCAACCAAGCACCAAUUCAUGUCAUACAUGGAGUCAUAUGCUGCACAUUUUUGCAUUGAGCCAAGGUUCAAACAGGCGGUUCAGAGUGCUGAGUUUGAUCAUGUUGGUGGGAUUUGGAAGGUUCAGACUCAGGACUGCAAGUAUUUUUCUAGGUGGCUUAUCGUCGCCACCGGGGAAAAUGACGAGCCGUUCACGCCAGAGAUUCCGGGGAUUGAGAGGUUUCAGGGGCCUGUGGUGCACACAAGUGUGUACAAGUCUGGUUCUGAUUUCAGAAAGCAGAGGGUUUUGGUUGUUGGGUGUGGGAAUUCUGGUAUGGAGGUUAGUUUGGACCUCUGUAGACACAAUGCGAGCCCUCAUAUUGUGGUUAGGAACUCUGUGCAUGUUCUUCCUAGAGAGGUGUUUGGCAUCUCAACUUUUGGAAUGGCCGUGUUUCUUCUCAAAUGGAUACCAUUAAGACUGGUAGACAUGUUCCUCUUACUGCUCGCAAACUUCACCUUAGGCAACACAGACAGAUUAGGCCUCCGGAGGCCGAAAACCGGUCCAAUUGAGCUCAAAAACGCCACCGGAAAGACACCGGUGCUCGAUGUCGGAACACUAUCCCAAAUAAAAUCCGGUAAAAUUAAGGUGAUGGAAGGUGUGAGAGAGAUAACAAGAAAUGGGGCAAAGUUUGUGGAUGGACAAGAGAGAGAGUUUGAUUCUAUAAUAUUAGCAACUGGAUACAAGAGCAAUGUGCCUUGUUGGCUCAUGAGUGGUGAUUUCUUCACAAAAGAAGGUAUGCCCAAGACACCAUUCCCCAACAGUUGGAGAGGUGGGAAAGGAUUGUAUACUGUUGGAUUCACUAGAAGAGGCCUCCUUGGGACUGCGUCAGAUGCCGGUAACGUCGCCCGAGACAUAGCUGAUCAAUGGAGGACAAUACGAGGCUGCAAAAGUAGUUGUAACUCUCAUAUGAUCCUAAAGAGACAUCCAUGAACAAAAACAUUGAAAUAACAAGGUUUCAAAACAAAAAAAAAAAAAAAAUUUGUUUAAUUUUCUUCUUUUUUUUUUCGGAGGGUUGGUUUUAUAUGGAGGUUUUAUUCAGCAGAACUCUUAUGUUAAUUUCCCCUUAUUUUAGUUGUAAAUCAACCAAUUUUGCAUAGGGUUCUGCUUUCCCUUCUCAGACCAUGUAUGUUUAUUAGCUUUGUAC
This is a messenger RNA of Cornus florida, 1838 nucleotides long. RefSeq names its product probable indole-3-pyruvate monooxygenase YUCCA4. Lineage: Eukaryota; Viridiplantae; Streptophyta; Magnoliopsida; Cornales; Cornaceae. Gene Ontology annotation, molecular function: monooxygenase activity; flavin adenine dinucleotide binding. The record is from RefSeq and is a predicted model, not a curated record. Gene Ontology annotation, biological process: auxin biosynthetic process. Bases 395 to 1624 code for a protein of 409 amino acids. The transcript is spliced from 4 exons.